GUGCUCUUCUCGACCCAUUCACCGCCUCUGUCAACAGGACGCAUUGAACACAUUGAAUUCUUCAAAAAGGCCUUCCUAAAAUAGCCCAGUGGCGAUUGCCGAGAUGGGAUCCAUCACGUAGCGCUAAAGGAGUCGAGGGUCGUAAGUGCAAGUGCGAUACACCGUCACCGUACAGCUCAAGCACCGCCGUUCCUCUUCCUCUUCCUCAAAUACAGCUCCCUGAGCCCCGCCCUACAGCCCCAUUCUCUUAUUUCUUUGACUUUCUUAUAACAACACGAUGGCUGACCAGUUGUCCGAAGAGCAAAUUUCCGAGUUCAAGGAGGCGUUCUCGCUCUUCGACAAAGACGGCGAUGGUACUAUCACCACGAAAGAGCUCGGCACCGUAAUGCGUUCACUAGGCCAGAACCCUACCGAAGCUGAGCUUCAAGACAUGAUCAACGAAGUCGACGCAGACGGCAAUGGGACGAUCGACUUCCCCGAGUUCCUCACCAUGAUGGCGAGGAAGAUGCGUGAUACGGAUAGCGAGGAGGAGAUCAAGGAGGCUUUCAAGGUCUUUGAUAAGGAUGGGAAUGGAUAUAUCAGUGCGGCUGAGUUGAGACAUGUCAUGACGAACCUUGGUGAGAAACUGUCUGACACCGAGGUCGAUGAGAUGAUCAGGGAAGCGGACGUCGAUGGUGACGGCCAGAUCAAUUACGAGGAGUUCGUAAAGAUGAUGCUGUCAAAGUGAUCGUUCACUUUCGCUUCCGGUUUCCUACCUCGGCCUUUCCCUCCUUCCGUUUGCUUAUCCAGUGUAAUUGUUGAUCUCGUCCGGCUCGUCGGUAUCCGUGGGGAGUAGUAGCAGUAAUAACAAACAGACAAGACAAGACAGAAGAGAAGAAUUCGAAAUUGUUUCAGUAUUCACGGUUCAUAUAUGCGUCUCGUAUAGUAUCUCUGGCUAUCGGUUUUCUCGUUAUAUAUCUCGCCUUUCACACUCGUC
Molecule: messenger RNA, 976 nt
Organism: Somion occarium
Lineage: Eukaryota; Fungi; Basidiomycota; Agaricomycetes; Polyporales; Cerrenaceae
Source: the annotation of a GenBank genome assembly